AUGCUGAACGCCAGCGCCGAGAACCCUCCAGACUGUUUGUUGUGGAGUGAGGCUCUCGCUGCCAAGUUCGAUGGCGUGGGGGAGUUCGGGAAGGAUAAGUGGGACGCGCUGCUCGGGCAUUGCCAAGCGGUGUGCGACUGGCCCGCAGCGUCCUUCGCGGAGGAGCUGAUCGAUGCAUACCCGGAUGCCAAGGUUCUCCUCACCACCAGGGAUGUGGACAAGUGGUACAACUCGGCCAUCGACACUGUCAACUGGAGAGCAAAUGACACCUUUCUGUGGGCCCUCUCCUUCGUUGACUGGGCUUCGUCCAUGUACUACCCCAUGCUCAACAAGUACUGGACCACCAUAUUCAAAGGUGACUUCGAGAAGAACGGAAAAGAAGUGUUCUUGGCUCACAACGAGCACAUACGAAAGCUCGUGCCAGCCGAUAAUCUUCUUGAGUUCAGGAUGAGCGACGGUUGGGAACCGCUUUGCAAGUUUCUGGGGUGCCCCGUUCCGAACACCCCGUUUCCUUAUGUCAACGAAGUCAAAGAGUCUGAUCAACUCAAACUGAGCCCUGAGAUCUGGCUCGACAUCAUCGAGUAUGCCAGCAGGGUGCGCAAGAGCGAACUCGACGAGUCCAAAGGCCAGUCUUCCGGGAGCUCGAAGGCCCGCGGAAAGUCUCAUGGCCAGUCCCUAGGCACUACAAACAAAGGCACACGGGAUUUAAACGUACUCAAAGCCUUACGCCUUACGAGCAAGACGUUGUGCGACCUCAGCUCACCGCUGCUAUUCAAUACUGUCUCCGUCGGUCUCAGUACUGAGUCUCUUGCGCGUCUGGAGACUAUGUCCCGCAACCCCAGCAUUGCGACAUCGGUACGUUGCGUUCGCGUAAAUCUCGCUUUCUACGCCGAAGACCUUGCCCAAUCGUGGGAAGCAUUCAGGGCAUAUCGAGCAGAGAUGCUCGGCGCAAUAGAAGAAAGGUUUCGUAUUCUUCUCGACGAACUGAGAGACGACGUUGCCUGCUCCAGUCAGUUAAAAAACCAUGUCAGAAGGCUGGGGGCUUCGGCGGCAGCUCACAAAAUCUACGAUUUCUCUGCGAGCCAAGUUAGAAAGGCACGAUGGAAGCAAAUGCUGGCUGCUCUGCACAAGUUGGAAAGGUCUGAGACUGAGAAUGUUCUGAAACCAGCGUGCGACUUCGCUCGAAAAGUCGCACAAUGCGUGGCUAAAAUGCCUAAAGUGGCCAGUCUCGAAAUCUCUGAUCUGGACAUUGAUCUGGACUGGGAUCACCAUGAAGAUAAGGCGAAUAGCCUGAGUCAGCAUGCAACUGCACCCAUGCGCUGGGAGAAGUACGACAUGACCAAAAACUGCAAGGCCGACGAGGUCCCCAUCGCGAUUCUGCUCGAGCUUCCCUUAGAGCUUGCCAAGUCUGGCCUUGCUCUGACGAAGCUGUCUAUUUCUGUGUCAGCUUCCCAACACCAGGAUUGGGACAAGUUGAACCUCAGCAGCGAAAUGACGACGGAGCUUGCGAAUCUUGCGGGAGAUUUGAAGCAACUGGAAAUCAUGUGGUGGUCUCCUAAUCCCGACAUCGAAUGUCUCGGACACCCGAGUGAUGUCGCGACAUACAACAAGCAGACAAAGGUUGUGGGUACUUUCAUAAGUCAAAUCCUGUCUUUGUCACCAAGUCUCGAGAAACUUCGCCUGUGUGCGACGGCGUUCGACUUCUCUGGGUGGCGGCACUGGGAGGAUAGGGACGAAGACUACGUCGUACACAAACCUUCUCCGCUUGCUUCAUGCAUCGGCAUUCCGCUUCUGACGCAACUGAAGCGAUUGGAGUUGGACCACUUCAACACAAAUGUCGAGCCCCUGGCAAACUUGAUUGGCAGCCGUCCGUUUCCAAUUACGGUGCGGCUCGACAAUAUCACGAUACUCAAGCCUGACAACUUACACGCGGCGUUGAACAUGCUCCGCUCGAAGGCAGAUCCGAAUCAGCAGCAGCUUGGCAAUAGCCCAACGUCUCCCGUUUAUGUGGAGAGCCUUUUUGCAGUGCGGGAUCUCGAAUAUUUGUUCCGCAGAAAGGAGCGAGACCUGAAUACAGGCAAUUCGCGAUGGAUUGAAGAUUACGAGAAGUCGCCAGCUAGCCCGGCAAUUAAGUACGUUCGCUGGCAACUGGAUCGAAACCCGGUGAGGAACAGCCGAUCAAUGUCUUACACAGGUUACAGGAUGUUUAGCGAUGUUCACGAUCUUGUUCUUGACAUGUACUAG
Colletotrichum karsti is the source of this 2244-nucleotide messenger RNA. RefSeq lists its product as uncharacterized. The record is from RefSeq and is a predicted model, not a curated record. Lineage: Eukaryota; Fungi; Ascomycota; Sordariomycetes; Glomerellales; Glomerellaceae. The transcript has 3 exons. The coding region runs from base 1 to 2244 and encodes 747 amino acids.